Phalaenopsis equestris is the source of this 2000-nucleotide messenger RNA. Its product is annotated as growth-regulating factor 4-like. Gene Ontology annotation, molecular function: ATP binding. NCBI's taxonomy places the organism in Eukaryota, Viridiplantae, Streptophyta, Magnoliopsida, Asparagales, Orchidaceae. Gene Ontology annotation, biological process: developmental process; DNA-templated transcription; regulation of DNA-templated transcription. The record is from RefSeq and is a predicted model, not a curated record. Gene Ontology annotation, cellular component: nucleus. Bases 690 to 1802 code for a protein of 370 amino acids. The transcript has 4 exons.
AGAAGCUCCCCAGCCGCAAGCGCGGGACCUGCUUCUCCUUAAUCUUUAUUUGUCAAAAUUUUGUUUAAAAGUAAUGAUUUUUGUUGAAGUUUUGAUGAUCAAGUUCUUAAAGGUACAAUCUUUAGAUUAAUCAGUAAGUGUUUGAUUAUGGAUUAAAAGCAGAGGUUUUUUUAGCAAGUUUUCUGAAUGAUGACUGUGGGGAUAUUUAUCCUCUCAGGUCUCGCCCAACCCUAGAGCAACUCAGCUAAAUAUCAGAAGAAGAAAAAAUUGCCCGAAAUAAAUCUUGAACCCAUCUUCUUCUUCUUCUCUCUCUAUUCAAAAUUAGCUAUAAAUGCUAGCAAUAGCAACACUCAAAGCCAUCGCUCUCUUAUUUGGUUUCUACUCUCUCUUGCUCUUUAAUUUUCUCUCUCUGCUGUGGUGCAUUUGUUGCAAGCUGAGACCUUUCUGCUAUCCUAAAAUGGCGAAGCCUUGCAGCUCCAUCUUACCUGCAGGUAGGCGGACCGCCAUUCGGGAUUUUAUUUUCUGCGGAGUAGGCUAUGUCUGAGCUCGGAGAAAGCAGGGAGCUUUCCUUCUGCAGCCUUUCCUCUUCCUCCCUGUUUUUCUGAGUUUCUCUGAAACCUACUCUUUUUUUAGCCUUUUUGUUGGUAGACUUGCUAGGUUAGGUAGGAGAAGGGAGGGUGAGGGGACAAAUGAACAGUACGGCGGCAGCGGUGGGGUUAGGAUGCAGACCACCGUUCACGGCGUCGCAGUGGGAGGAGCUCGAGCACCAAGCUCUCAUUUUUAAGUACCUCAUAGCAGGUAUUCCCGUCCCACCCGAGCUGCUUCUGCCGAUUCGAAGGAGUUUUGAGACCAUGGCCACCCGCUUUUAUCAACAUCCAGCUCUGGGUUACUGCUCCUACUACGGCAAGAAACUCGACCCAGAACCAGGCCGUUGCCGGAGAACAGACGGCAAAAAAUGGCGGUGCUCUAAAGACGCCUACCCUGAUUCCAAAUACUGUGAGCGGCACAUGCACCGCGGCCGCAAUCGUUCAAGAAAGCAUGUGGAAACGCCGCCAGCCCUCUCCCAGUCUCAGUCCUGCUCCACCGUGACCUCUCUUGCUCCCACCUCUCUGGGGAGUUCCGCCACCGGAACUGGAGGCGGCGGCGCCGUUUCAGUCGCCGGAGGAAGUUGCAGCAGUGGGAGCUUUCACAACCUUCCUCCCCACUCCAUUUCUUCAAUUUAUCAUCAUCAAAGUACUGGACUUGGCGCUGUGGCUUCCUCCCAUCUUAGCAUUGAUCCAGCUUCAUAUGGAAACUUUGCCACCAAAGAUUUCAGGUACGUUCAUGGAUCAAAAACCAGCCUUGAGGAACGCGGCCUCUAUUCUGACGCUCCUGCAAGCGCGAGACUGCUCAGCAUGGACUCCUCUUUCGACACUUCAUGGCGCCUGUUGCCAUCUCCGGCCACCGCAUCUCCAUCUUCAAAAGAUAAAGAUGGCUCAUUUCUCCAUGGCAACUACUCCCAAUUUCAGCCUCUGCAACAGCUCGGCCAAGUGACCAUCAGCUCCUUCCCAAAACCAAAUCAUCACCAGCACCAACAUUCCUUCUUCGGCUCCGAUUAUGGAUCCGCAGAGUCUCCGAUCAAGACCGAUCAACCUUUACGACCAUUUUUCGAUGAAUGGCCCGGUACGAGAGACUCGUGGUCAGAUUUAGAAGACGAUAGAUCCAACCGCAACUCUUUCUCCACCACGCAGCUCUCCAUAUCCAUUCCGAUGUCGUCUUCUGAUUUCUCUACCACGAGUUCUCGAUCCCAAAAUGAUGAUUAAGAAGCCUUCUGAGUUCGAAGCUGGAUUCAUUUUAAAUCAGUUGCAGCAGCAAUUUAUCAUGUCCAUGGCUGCUUUGUAUGACUGUUACUGAGCUGUUUUUUCUUCUUGUUCUCUGUCCAGACUUAAAUGUUCAUCAUUUCUUUCACAAUUAAGCAAACUUUGUUUCCUUCUAAUACUUUUAUGCUUUAUCUGGAGAAA